Acipenser ruthenus (sterlet) is the source of this 5212-nucleotide messenger RNA. RefSeq names its product MBT domain-containing protein 1-like. NCBI's taxonomy places the organism in Eukaryota, Metazoa, Chordata, Actinopteri, Acipenseriformes, Acipenseridae. The transcript is spliced from 18 exons. Gene Ontology annotation, cellular component: nucleus. Gene Ontology annotation, biological process: regulation of DNA-templated transcription. Gene Ontology annotation, molecular function: zinc ion binding. The coding region runs from base 156 to 2375 and encodes 739 amino acids. The record is from RefSeq and is a predicted model, not a curated record.
ACGUGCGCAUGCGUUCUGUAGAUAUGAUACUUUUGUUGAUAUUCUGCAGGAGUCCAAUUUUUGAUUUUAGUUUGGUUUUCAGUUCUAUUUUCCGUCUGCGAUUCUUUAGAUUGUAUACAGUCAGGCAAAGGUAAUAGACUCUGCAUGAGGGGCUGAUGGAAAACACGAGGGAUUUGACUGAACAUACUCCGCGGUCAGAAAGGAAAAGGCGGGACUCCUUCGGGAUGUUUGAUGGCUAUGACAGUUGCAGUGAGGACACAAGUAGCAGCUCCAGCUCAGAAGAGAGCGAGGAAGAGGUUACUUCUAUGCCAGCAAGCCUACCAAUCAUCAAGAACAAUGGACAGGUUUACACAUACCCCGAUGGCAAAGCAGGCAUGGCAAUAGCCGGGACAGAUGCUUGGAGACAGGCGGGAUCACACCUUCUAAACGUCGGCACGUUAACGUCAAGGCACUACCUUGGAUCAGCAACCUGUGAAAUGUGUGGUAUGGUUGGAGUGAGAGACGCCUUUUACUCCAAAACCAAACGUUUCUGCAGUGUUUCCUGCUCAAGAAGUUAUUCCUCUAAUUCCAAGAAAGCUAGUAUUCUGGCCAGACUCCAGGGUAAACCUCCAACGAAGAAGGCAAAAGUAUUACAGAAACAACCUCUAGUGGCUAAAUUGGCAGCUUAUGCCCAAUACCAAGCAAGUCAACAGAACCAAGCAAAAUUAAAACUAGGGUUUAACUGGGGUCAUUACAUUAGCAGCAAUAACAGUGUUGGAGCACCUGUUACCUGUUUUAAACAUGUGCCCAUGUCAUCCUGCUGGGGUGACGUUGCUGAAGGUGUAAGGGUAGAAGUACCGAACACAGAUAGUAACCUGCCAACGAAAGUCUACUGGAUAGCGGGGAUUGUCAAGUUAGCAGGCUUCAAGGCAUUGCUCCGGUAUGAAGGGUUUGAUAAUGAUACCAGCCAUGACUUUUGGUGCAAUCUCUGUGUUCCUGAGGUACAUCCUGUUGGCUGGUGUGCGACCAGUGGGAAGCCUCUUGUUCCACCAAAAUCAAUUCAAAAUAAAUACACAAACUGGAAAGCAUUUCUUGUGAAGCGACUUACUGGUGCUAAAACUCUUCCCCCAGACUUCUCCACAAAGGUACAAGAAAGCCUGCAGUAUCCUUUUAAAGCUUUAAUGCGAGUGGAAGUGGUUGAUAAAACGCAUCUGUGCCGGACUCGGGUAGCGAUUCUUGAAACUGUCAUCGGGGGCCGGUUGCGGCUGGUGUACGAAGAGAGUGAGGACGGCACAGAUGACUUUUGGUGUCACAUGUACAGCCCCCUCAUCCACCCUAUUGGAUGGUCUCGAAGCAUUGGUCACAGAUUUAAACGAUCAGAUGUUUCAAAGAAACAGGAAGGUCAAAUUGAUGCAUCUCCAGAAUUAUUUAUGAAGGUAAAAGAGGUUGACCAAAAUGGGGAAUGGUUUAAAGAUGGGAUGAAGCUGGAAGCAAUUGACCCUUUAAAUCUCUCUGCAAUAUGUGUAGCUACUGUAAGAAAGGUACUCGCUGAUGGAUACCUAAUGAUUGGGAUUGAUGGCUCAGAAGCAGCAGAUGGAUCUGACUGGUUUUGCUAUCAUUCCACAUCCCCUUCGAUAUUCCCUGUUGGCUUCUGUGAAAUCAACAAGAUUGAGCUUACUCCCCCCCGAGGCUACACAAAACUACCAUUCAAAUGGUUUGACUACCUCAGGGAAGUAGGAUCCAUAGCAGCACCAGUCAAACUAUUCAACAAGGAGGUUCCUAAUCACGGGUUUCGAAAGGGAAUGAAAGUGGAAGCUGUGGAUCUCAUGGAGCCUCGCCUCGUGUGUGUUGCCACUGUGACCCGCAUUGUCCACCGCCUGCUGCGGAUUCAUUUUGAUGGGUGGGAGGACGAGUACGAUCAGUGGGUCGACUGUGAGUCUCCCGAUCUUUAUCCUGCGGGAUGGUGUCAGCUGACUGGGUACCAGCUACAACCUCCAGCAGCACAGACCAGUUCAAGAGACAAUCCAACUAGUGUAUCAAAGCAGCAGAAGAAGAAGUCCCAGCAGUACAAAGGACAUAAGAAAAAGAGGAAGAUGCCAGUUGGGAAGAAGCCUGUGAGUUUGUCGAGCCUGCCUAUGACAGGCAUGGUGAGGAGGAGUUUCUCUGGGGAUGAAGAGCUGACUCCCCCUCCAUACCGAACCCUUCCUGCACAGACAGCCCCGGAGGCCUUCCAGCCUCCCAGCACUAGCCGGGAGUUCUGUCCCAGCCUCAAAACAGCAUCUUCACUGCAGAUAAAGGAAGAGUUACUGGAUGGGGAUGAAUUCACCUUCCUACAAGGAGUGUCUGACCAGGAAAGUAAUGGUUCUGGCAGCUAUUACAUCAAACAGGAACCGUAAGACAGCUGAGGGACUUUUGACAAAGCAAAAGCCUUAAUUCUGCCUGUCAUGGUCACCAUGUGGAUUUCAGUUCUGGACUUCUUAGCGAGACUCACUGACUACAAAAAAGAUUUCAAUUCAAAUGUUAAAUAGGUUUCAUAAUAUUUUGCUGAAAAAAGUCUUUUGAACAAUUUGCCAGAUGGACUUUUAAGUUCAUUGUACUUGAAGUUUUCGAAGGUGUUUUGUAACAUUUUCAAAGUUUAAAGUUGUUGUGUACCAUUCACCAAGUAGAUUUUGUUUUUAUUUUUUGGAAUUCAGUAGUUUGGGUGUUAUAAAUAGGUUUGUUUUGAAAUGAUGGCAUGUAGAUGCAAAAUGUUAUCUAAAUCGCAAACCUUGCUGGUAUUGGAUGAUAUUGGUUUAAAGGUUUCUACACAUUUCAAAUGCAAACAUUUUUACAUUUAAAUUGUUACUUUGAUAUAUAUUUUCCUGAUUGACGUUAAAAAGGCUUUUUGUUCUAAAACUCACAACAAUAUAAUGUAAUUAACUUCUAUGUGUCUAAAUUUAAGGUUUUAUUUUUUUGCUGGCCUCCAUUAACUUAGAGUUGGCAUCGAUAGAGAAAUAUCUGUGUGGUGCUUGGGCCAGGCAAUCAGUGUCUUUUACCAGUAAGGUUCAAAGAAUACAUUCUCAGGAAAUAACUGCAUUGUUUUAUAGGUGUGUCUGGGCCAGAGCCUGUUGCUUUCCCAGUUGUCAGUAUUUAGGUGAUGCACAGCACAUCAGAACAACAAAGGGACCUUUUUGGUGUUAAGAUUGAGGGUAGAAAUUUAUUAAUAAGCUUCUAAAGCGAAAAGUGAAUUUCUUGCAAAUUGUAUUGGAUUUGCUUGUCGAUACUGGGUCUUGAUCUCAGAAAGGUUCCUUUUAAGGCUACAAUAGAAAUCAUUAUUCUGCUUGACGUGGUUGGAUGCUUCUGAAGAAUUAUGAGAAAACUAUAUAUAAAAUGUUUUAUAUACUGCACAGGAAAAGAAUGCUGUAUAGGAUGUUGUAGAAACCAGCAAUGUGUUUAUGACCUUUAUUUUGAUCAAACCUAUGACCCUAAAUUGGGGGGGGGGGGGGAUAUAUAUUGACAUAUAUUACAUUCUAUGAAAAAGAAUAGAUGCUUUUAUUGUACUAGCUACUGUCAGAGGAAUGGUUCAGUUUUAACAUGAAGAGUUUCAUUUUCAGGCGAGCAAUAAAGCUGUUGAAAUAUUCUGCCAGCUGGAUUUUAGCAAAGGUUUUGUGUUCCAGCUGUUCCAUGCUAAUGUAACCAUGGACGGGACAGGCAUUGAGUUAACAUGUUUCCAUUAAGAUGCAUCAGAAAUGUUAGGGACUGCUGCUUGUGUUUCCUGUUUGAGGUAGCUACAGGUUGUUAAGGGUUCUGUAUAACACAAGUAGAACUAGUCUUUGAGUUAAAUGUGUUUCUCAUUUAGAUCAGGGCUUCCCAAACCCAGCCCUCGAGACCCCAGUGUCUUCUGGUUUUCAUUCCAACGGAGUUCUCAAUUAUGUAACUUAAUUUAACUAAUAAUUUGCUUAAUCUGACAUUUUUUUAAUUGUUCUCAGCUCCUAAAAAGUUUCAUAUUACUGCUAACAUUUUAUCAUUACCUUGAUUACUUCUAACAUUGUAUCAUUACCUUGAAAUCUGCAACUUUUUAAGAGCAAGAACAAUUAAAAAGAUCAAAUUAAUCAAAUGAUUAGUUCAAUUGAGGGUUUAGUUUAGUAAUUGAGAACUCAGUUGGAAUGAAAACCAGAAGACACAGGGGUGCUGAGGACCAGGUUUGAGAAGCACUGAUUAAGACACAAGUAAAUAGUUCAUCCAUUUAAAGAUUAACAGUUACAGCGACUUUGGAGCCGAGUAACUUUCAUUAGGUACCACAUAUUACUGCCAUAUUUUCUCACAUUGUUUUUCAAAGAAAUACAUACAAACAAACCAAAACCUUUAAACCGGUAUUUCCAUUUACAAGACGCGCACAUAAAAUGACUACCAUGUCUACACCUUGCACACCGUUUUGUAUUAUCCCCAGGCCAUAAUCAGGAAGCUGAAAAGAAAGUGAUUUGCUUAUACCAUUUUUAUUAAAGGCAGAUGAAUCAAACUGUUAAACAGUAUUUUGCUGAACCAGAUUUAAUUUUUUUUUUUUUUUUUUAACAAUCAAAACAAAAAACGGGUACAGUGAAAACCACAAAGAUGAGCCCAUGGUCCAGAAAUGCCCAGGUUGUAUAGGGAGUGAGGAACUGUAGUUGUGCAACGUCUGUUCUUUUGAUACUAACACGGGUCUCUUUAUGUUUCUGAUGUGAACCCUCUUCCCUCAGUCUUUGUAUUAUGGUGCUAUAUAUUUGAUAUACUGAUAAUCCUUUAUAACUGGGGAAUGACUUUUAGAAACUGUGAUUAUAUGGAGAAAUUACGUUUUCUUGUGUACUCUGUAUUUUGGAUACAAAUGGGGGAAAAAAAAAUAAAAAAAUCUUUGUAAAAAAAAUAAAUGAACGAAAUUAAAAAUAAUGACAAAUCAUUUUGUUAGCCACCAUACGUGGGAAAGUGCUACAUACAGGGUUUAUACAUCCUUUCCAGAAUUUUGAUAUAUAUAGAAUAUGUGUACAGAUCUGUAUUCUUUUCUUUCAUUUUCUUUAUUGGUAAUUUGUGCAGUGAAUCCAAGAUAACAAUGUAUAUAAGUGAUUUUUUGUUUUUGGGGGUGGGGAACAUGUUGAUGUCACAUUUAUAAACACUGCAAAAAAAAUCAGCAUGGGUGUGAAAAGCAUUACAAUUAAUUGUGUAAAAGAUGAAAAUAAUUCACUAAAGACUUUUUUACACUGAAUAAAAUGAUUAUACAAAA